Penicillium soppii is the source of this 528-nucleotide messenger RNA. RefSeq names its product putative integral membrane protein. The record is from RefSeq and is a predicted model, not a curated record. The transcript has a single exon. NCBI's taxonomy places the organism in Eukaryota, Fungi, Ascomycota, Eurotiomycetes, Eurotiales, Aspergillaceae. The coding region runs from base 1 to 528 and encodes 175 amino acids.
AUGACAUCUGCAUUCGACUCAAACAAUGUCUCCCAGCUGGGGACAGCGCUGCUUCGAAUUUCGCCACUUGUUAUAUCAUCUGCGUCCUUGAUGUUCAGCUGGUCACAAGACAUCUCUCUUGGAGCAUUCCUCCACCCGUCCCUACGCAAUGACGCAGCCCACCCCAGUGGCAAAAUUCUUCCUAGAUACCUGCCUGCUUUCAUGAGCCCUGGUAUAUGGGGUAUCGGGUUAACUUAUCCUCCUGCGACCAUCAUCUGCGUUAUCAACGGUUUAAGCGGUCAAAGCCGCGAGGCUCGCAAUUUUUACUUGGCCGGUGCGCUGUUUAGUAUAGCUCAUUUUUGCUGGGGACCAACUAUGUUCGCUAUCCUUGGGCGCAUUGGCGAUGCCAAGUCCGCUGGAGUCCCGAAUGAGAACGCGCUUAAGGAGUGGCUGCCCAAACACCGAGCACGGACAUUAUUGGUCAAUAUUCCGGCCUUUGUUUGUAUUUUGGGGGCUACUUUGGUCACUAUCACCGAGGGUCUUUCAUGA